CCGUGGUUGGAACGCUGGUGUGCGUGCCAGUAGAGUGUGUUUGUGUGUGUGCGGCUGCCGUAGGUACCUCGGUUUGUAGUAUGGGCUGUUUAGAGCUAUUGCAUGGUUGGGCAGCGUGCAUAUCCAGCGUUUUAAGUUUGUUGUAGUUCCACUCCCAAACCCCCGGCUAAUAAGUGCCUCUAAAAAAUGCCCAAGCACGCUGGGCUAACUCUUGGUGUUGCAUCAUUGGUGGGUACAACAGUGGGUUUUCUCGUCCUUUGGAAGUUUCUUAAAAAUCGCAGAAGCCACCUUUGCUCGGCUGUAGACCACAGAAAUUCUGUUAUCCUAGAUGCCACUGGGCAUGAUGCUGACAAGCAGUGUUCAUUAACAAAUCUGAAAGAAACUCCUAAGGUAGAAUCCUCCGGCAUCUCUGUGAUAGAAAAGAUCCUGGUGGCAGACAUUGAAAUAGUCUCUAAAUCCGAGGAAUGGGAGGCUGUGUGGCUUUUGCUAAAGAAAGAUCUUGAUGUUUACCCGGUACUCGGCAUGGAUUGUGAAUGGGUAUCUGUAGAUGGAAAAGCUGGCCCAGUAUCGCUUCUGCAGAUGGCUUCUUAUAGUGGAUUUUGUGUCCUGGUUCGUUUGCCACAACUGACAAGUUCAGGAUGCACUAUUCCAAAGACACUUCUUGAACUGCUGGCAAACAACAGUGUUCUAAAGGUUGGAGUGGGAUGCUGGGAAGACUCCUCUAAAUUGUUCAAUGACUAUGGCCUUUCUGUGAAAGGAUGCGUAGAUAUCCGAUACCUGGCAAUGAGACACAGGAGAGAUAUUCUCCAGAACACUCUGAGCCUGAAGAGUCUCUCAGAAACGAUUUUAUCCUUUCCUUUGGACAAAUCUUUCCAGCUGAGAUGCAGUAACUGGGAUGCUGAAGAGUUCACUCAGGAUCAGGUAAAAGUCUCAUCCAUCCAGCCAGAUAUGCAGAGCAGCAGUACAUCAUGCUCAGAGUUACACUCAUCGUUUCAAUAUCCCAGUGCAAAGGUUUUGUAUGCUGCCAGGGACGCUCAGGUCUCUGUUGCCCUUUUCCUGCACCUCCUUGGGUUCUUCUCAGAUGAUUUGCCCUGCCCGUGGGAAUCGUUGUUGGGAAAAUGCCAAGGACUAAUAGACGUUCCCUUUAAAGGAAAAGGGAAUGGUUUUUCAAAUGGUGAAAUGAGCGGAUCUUCGCGACAGAGGAAAGAGAGAGCUGGUGAUCAGCCAACACAAAACUCUCAAGGCAGAGAUCCCCGCAGAAACAAAAAAAAGCCACUGGGUGUAGGAUACUCUGCAAGAAAGUCACCUUUGUAUGAUAACUGCUUCUUGCAUGCUCCUGAUGGACAACCACUGUGUACCUGUGAUAGGAAGAAAGCUCAAUGGUAUUUGGAUAAAGGCAUUGGAGACCUGGUGAGCACCAUUCCUUUCGUUGUGAAGCUGCGAUUUGAGCCAUCUGGCCGCCCAGAGUCCAACGCAGAUUAUUAUUUAACUGUUAAGGAGAACCUCUGUGUUGUGUGUGGGAAGAGAGAGUCGUACAUACGGAAGAACAUUGUCCCCCAUGAGUACCGACGUCACUUUCCUGUUCAAAUGAAGGACCACAACUCUCAUGAUGUGCUUCUUCUCUGCACUUCGUGCCACGCUGUGUCUAAUUACUAUGAUUCCAACUUGAAACAGAAGCUGGCUGAGGAGUUUAAUGCCCCUAUUGGAUGUGAAGAAGGUGUUCGCCUGCUGGAAGAUCCAGUACGCCGCCAGGUGCGCUCUGCAGCUAGAGCUCUUCUUAAUGCCGCAAAACUACCUGAGUGCCGCAAGGAGGAGCUAAUUAGUGAAAUCAGAGCAUUUUAUAAUACAGAGGACAUCACUGAAGAGAUCAUGAAAGAGGCUGCUGGUCUGGAAACCAGGAUAUUUAAUGAGACCUAUACUCCACAUGGACUGAAAGUGGUGCAGAAGUUUGCCCUGGGUGGCCUGAGGGCUCUAAUGGAGCUGGAGAAGCGUUGGCGGCAGCAUUUCCUUGACACCAUGCAUCCCAAGCAUCUUCCUCAGCAAUGGUCCGUGGACCAUAACCACAGAAAGCUUCUCAAAAAGUAUGGCGAUGAUCUUGUUGUCCAGCUCUGCUAGCAGGAACAGUGUAGACCCUUUUAUUUAACCCCAUGAAUAUGGGAUGAAGAAUGAAUUGUCUUUUAACUUUGCCCUGUAGAUUCAAAUUCCUGUAUUUAUAUUCAUCUUUAAACUCUUUUUUUUUUUUUUUGGUUUCUGAUGGACUCAUCAUGUAGAACCUGAGGUUUACAUUUUACUUUUGUGACAUCAGUCUAUAUUUUCUUAGAGUCUACUUUGUAUGGAGAGACAUUUUACAAAUCUGAGCCUGUUGCCCAUACACUGUAUAGAACACCAGGCACCAAUUCCUUGCCAUUCUUGUGCAUGGAUGAAAUUACUGUCCUGUGAGGGUGCGUCCAUUAAACAGAAAAUCUAGGGCUCCUUCUUAGUGUUUCAUGAUUUUCUUGUUUAUCAUACAUGGUUAUUUUUAGUUGGAUUUCCUCCCAUGUGACCAGUAUUUUUUUUAAUUUAUUUAAUUGUCUUCAUGUGGAGAAAUCAAAUUUUUGAUUUGGAGACGCACCUCUCGCUCUGUAGAAAUGCAUGAAAAAAAGUAAAAAAAAAAUGGCAAAUUUAACUGUAAUUUAUUUUGAAUAAAGAAAAAAGUAAUUUGUAACUUGUGGCUUUGUUACAUUAUCACUGUCCAUCUGGGCCGUGGGUGCCAACUAAGGAUUUAUUUUUACAGGACACAAACUGAGGGUCCAUUUUGAGAUGUUUAGAGACUGUACACCCAGAGGGCCUCAAAAUGCCAUAUCUGGCCCUUUUCAUUACCGCAACAUUACCGUAACCCACACAAUGGAGGUUUCUCAUUGAUCCAUACCUUAAGAUGAUUUGUUUUUGUAUGGUACAUUUUGCUCACAAUGGUUUUAAGUAUGUAAUCAAGGUGUUCUAAAAAGCCAUGUAAUAAUCCAUGUCUAAAUCCAUAGGUAUAUUUUAGGAACCUUGAUCAGAGUGCCAAACUAAGUGGGCUUGUAGUUUCCAGCGUUGUAGUUUAUUCUAUUGGGUAGCUUGCUCUUUAGCAGUUCAUUUUAGCAGAUAAAAGAACUGGAGUUGUUGUGAUGAAUCUUGUAUGUUUUUAGUUUUGCUUUCUAUGUAUGACUGUAUUAUAGAUUUGGUUUGUUGCACUAUUGCUACAUGACUAUAAGUGGAAGCAGUUUCUUACUCACACACAGCAUGUUUAAUUAUAUUUUCUUUCACGUUUCAAAUAUUUUUGUUAUGACCCACAUCUGCACAAGUUUGUCCUGAUAAUAUAUGAACUUCCAGCCCGUAAACUGCUAUUGCACAGAACACUUGCACUCCACAUGUUAAUAUCGAAUCUGCACCUUAGAUCACAAGUCUACAUGACACCUUUCCAGUCCUUAAUGUCUGUGUUCCACCCUCAUACAACCACAGCCACACACCUCUGAAAUCACUGUGACUGCACUGCACUCUUGUGUACCUAUUCACUUUUCCAGUCAUUAUGGCUGUACCCUUCCACUCAUGUAUAAUAAUUCACCUCUCCAGUCACUAUGGCACUACUCCUGUGACAAAGAGACACACACCUCUCUACUCCAAUCACAUUCACCUCUCCAACUUCUAUGGCUGUUCUCCACUUAGACAUAACUAUGCACCUCUACUUAUCCUAUUGCUAUUCUCCACUUAUAUAUAGCCAUUCACCCCUGAUCUCUAUGGCUGUACUCCAUUCACACAACCAUGCUCCGAUCUAUACCCUAUGGCUGUCAUACAACUGCCCACCUUUCAAAUCACUGCAACUGCACUCCACUUACAUAUAACCAUUAACCUUUCCAGUCCCGAAGGCUGUAUUCAACUCACAUGCAACCAUAGACCUCUGCAGUCACUAUGGCUAUACCCUGAUGGCAAAAAGCCACACUCCUUUCUACUCCCCAUAGCUGUGCGCUACUCACAAAUUCCCUCUCCAACUUCAUUGAUUCCAUCAAGCACCUUUCCAUUUUUUUCUGUUUAAGUUUUUUAAAUAUAAAACUCAAUUUUUAAUACACUAGUUUAUGUAUUUUAUUUUUUUUUAAAGUAUGUUUUAUUGUCUGCGCAUUCUCCUUUGUGUGUGAGCCUAGCUUGUGUGUGUAUAGAACAUUUUCUCUUUACAGACAUUUAUUCUUCGUGAUACUGGCAAGAAAAAUGAGAAUUGUCUCCAUUGUCUGUAAACUACAACAGUGUGGUCUGAGCAAGCAGUGUGGCAACUUGCAUUUCUGCAGAGAAAAUGCUGUGUGCCUUUAUUCUAGGUCAGUCUUUCUAUGCAAAUGAGACGUGUAUGUGACGCCCAAUAAAAUAGCAAA
This is a messenger RNA of Xenopus tropicalis (tropical clawed frog), 4379 nucleotides long. It is a transcript of the gene exd2, whose product is annotated as exonuclease 3'-5' domain containing 2. The record is from RefSeq and is a predicted model, not a curated record. Gene Ontology annotation, biological process: DNA recombination. Gene Ontology annotation, molecular function: 3'-5'-RNA exonuclease activity; single-stranded DNA 3'-5' DNA exonuclease activity; 3'-5' exonuclease activity. The transcript has 10 exons. The coding region runs from base 187 to 2115 and encodes 642 amino acids. Gene Ontology annotation, cellular component: mitochondrial membrane; mitochondrial matrix. Lineage: Eukaryota; Metazoa; Chordata; Amphibia; Anura; Pipidae.